Molecule: messenger RNA, 1529 nt
Organism: Pteronotus mesoamericanus
Lineage: Eukaryota; Metazoa; Chordata; Mammalia; Chiroptera; Mormoopidae
Gene: MMADHC
Product: metabolism of cobalamin associated D
Exons: 8
Coding region: 313-1203 (296 amino acids)
Biological process (GO): cobalamin metabolic process
Cellular component (GO): mitochondrion
Source: RefSeq, a predicted model, not a curated record
UUGCCUCCAUUCCCGCAGGACCGAGUCUCUGUCCCCAGUCAUCCUGUCACUGGCUUCAGGCUCUUUUCACUUCCUCACUCUUCCCUUCAACUCGAACCUUUGUUUGUAGCUGUUGUCAGGCGGCCCUGACUUGUGUUAAAAAUACCUGCCUCGACCCUCAGGACUUUGUCCUCGCCGCUGCUCCCCAUUCCCCGCCCGGAUCUAGUCCGAGUUGUUUUCAGCGGGCUCACACCCGGAUCUCGGAGCUGCUCGGCCGCCCCUGGGCGGAACUACGAAAGCGAAGAUAUUUUGCGUCUGCCCUCUCCUCUAGAAAUGGCAAAUGUGCUCUGUAACAGAGCCAGAUUGGUUUCCUAUCUCCCAGGAUUUUAUUCUUUAGUUAAAAGGGUUGUCAAUCCCAAAGCCUUUUCAACUGCCGGAUCUUCAGGUUCUGAUGAAUCUCAUGUGGCCACUGCACCUCCUGAUAUAUGCUCUCGAACAAUAUGGCCUGAUGAAGUUAUGGGACCAUUUGGGCCUCAGGAUCAGAGAUUCCAGCUUCCUGGGAACAUAGGUUUUGAUUGUCACCUCAAUGGGACCAUGUCACAGAAGAAAAGCCAGGUUCAUAAAACUUUACCUGACAUUCUCGCAGAACCUUUAUCAAGUGAAAGACACGAGUUUGUGAUGGCACAAUAUGUGAAUGAAUUUCAGGGUAAUGAUGCACCUGUUGAACAAGAAGUUAACAGUGCAGAAAUGUACUUUGAAAGUGCCAAAGUAGAGUGUGUAAUCCAAACAUGUCCAGAAUUGCUGCGAAGAGAUUUUCAGUCGCUGUUUCCAGAAGUGACCACCAACAAACUAAUGAUUCUGACUGUAACACAGAAAACUAAGAAUGAUAUGACUAUUUGGAGUGAGGAGGUAGAAAAUGAAAGAGAAGUACUCUUAGAAAAGUUCAUCAGUGGUGCUAAGGAAAUAUGCUACGCUCUGCGAGCCGAAGGCUAUUGGGCUGACUUUAUUGACCCAUUAUCUGGUUUGGCAUUUUUUGGACCAUAUACAAACAACACUCUUUUUGAAACAGAUGAACGCUAUCGACAUUUAGGAUUCUCUGUUGAUGAUCUUGGCUGCUGUAAAGUGAUUCGUCAUAAUCUCUGGGGUACCCAUGUGGUUGUAGGAAGUAUCUUUACGAAUGCAGCACCAGACAGCCAUAUUAUGAAGAAAUUAAGUGGAAACUAGUAGUAAUGUCAAUUUGUUUGCUGUACUAUUUGUACUUAACAUUUAGGUUGAUCUAUAAACACUGUCAAAGGCUUCAGUUUUUAAACUUUACUUAUUUCUAGGGUAUUUAUUUCAACAUUUAUGAAUUUAUGUUGACAGGAGUUUGUGAUUUUUUAAAACUCAAAAGUUCAUAUCGUCAGUGAAUACAUGUUAAGCACAUCUAAAGUGAACAGAAUGUGGUAAUUAACAUGUAACCAUGGUAUGAUUUCCUAUUGUUAUUUCUCCCCUUUAAUGAAAAACCUUAGUUUUAAUUAUUUUUCUCCAAAAAUAAAUUAUACAUUUGCUUA